This is a messenger RNA of Rana temporaria (common frog), 2235 nucleotides long. Its product is annotated as extensin-like. Lineage: Eukaryota; Metazoa; Chordata; Amphibia; Anura; Ranidae. The coding region runs from base 1 to 2235 and encodes 744 amino acids. The transcript has a single exon. The record is from RefSeq and is a predicted model, not a curated record.
AUGUUAGGUACCACCGCCGUCUUCCAUCCACCUCCUCCCAACUCCGGAUCACCACCACCGUCCCCCCAUCUCCGGAUCACCGCCGUCUUCCAUCCACCUCCUCCCAACUCCGGAUCACCACCACCAUCCCCCCAUCUCCGGAUCACCGCCGUCUUCCAUCCACCUCCUCCCAACUCCGGAUCACCACCACCGUCUUCCAUCCACCUCCUCCCAACUCUGGAUCACCACCACCGUCCCCCCAUCUCCGGAUCACCGCCGUCUUCCAUCCACCUCCUCCCAACUCCGGAUCACCACCACCGCCCCCCCAUCUCCGGAUCACCGCCGUCUUCCAUCCACCUCCUCCCAACUCCGGAUCACCACCACCGUCCCCCCAUCUCCGGAUCACCGCCGUCUUCCAUCCACCUCCUCCCAACUCCGGAUCACCACCACCGUCCCCCCAUCUCCGGAUCACCGCCGUCUUCCAUCCACCUCCUCCCAACUCCGGAUCACCACCACCAUCCCCCCAUCUCCGGAUCACCGCCGUCUUCCAUCCACCUCCUCCCAACUCCGGAUCACCACCACCGUCUUCCAUCCACCUCCUCCCAACUCUGGAUCACCACCACCGUCCCCCCAUCUCCGGAUCACCGCCGUCUUCCAUCCACCUCCUCCCAACUCCGGAUCACCACCGCCGUCUUCCAUCCGCCUCCUCCCAACUCUGGAUCACCACCACCAUCCCCCCAUCUCCGGAUCACCGCCGUCUUCCAUCCACCUCCUCCCAACUCCGGAUCACCACCACCGCCCCCCCAUCUCCGGAUCACCGCUGUCUUCCAUCCACCUCCUCCCAACUCUGGAUCACCACCACCGUCCCCCCAUCUCCGGAUCACCGCCGUCUUCCAUCCACCUCCUCCCAACUCCGGAUCACCACCACCGUCCCCCCAUCUCCGGAUCACCGCCGUCUUCCAUCCACCUCCUCCCAACUCCGGAUCACCACCACCGUCCCCCCAUCUCCGGAUCACCGCCGUCUUCCAUCCACCUCCUCCCAACUCCGGAUCACCACCACCAUCCCCCCAUCUCCGGAUCACCGCCGUCUUCCAUCCACCUCCUCCCAACUCCGGAUCACCACCACCGUCUUCCAUCCACCUCCUCGCAACUCUGGAUCACCACCACCGUCCCCCCAUCUCCGGAUCACCGCCGUCUUCCAUCCACCUCCUCCCAACUCCGGAUCACCACCGCCGUCUUCCAUCCGCCUCCUCCCAACUCUGGAUCACCACCACCAUCCCCCCAUCUCCGGAUCACCGCCGUCUUCCAUCCACCUCCUCCCAACUCCGGAUCACCACCACCGUCCCCCCAUCUCCGGAUCACCGCUGUCUUCCAUCCACCUCCUCCCAACUCCGGAUCACCACCACCGUCCCCCCAUCUCCGGAUCACCGCCGUCUUCCAUCCACCUCCUCCCAACUCCGGAUCACCACCACCGUCCCCCCAUCUCCGGAUCACCGCCGUCUUCCAUCCACCUCCUCCCAACUCCGGAUCACCACCACCGUCCCCCCAUCUCCGGAUCACCGCCGUCUUCCAUCCACCUCCUCCCAACUCCGGAUCACCACCACCGUCCCCCCAUCUCCGGAUCACCACCAUCUACAAUCCACCUCCUCCCAACUCCGGAUCACCACCACCGUCCCCCCAUCUCCGGAUCACCACCAUCUACAAUCCACCUCCUCCCAACUCCGGAUCACCACCACCGCCCCCCCAACUCUGGCUCAUCACCACCGUCUUCCAUCCACCUCCUCCCAACUAUGGAUCACCACCACCAUCCCCCCAUCUCCGGAUCACCGCCGUCUUCCAUCCACCUCCUCGCAACUCCGGAUCACCACCACCGUCCCCCCAUCUCCGGAUCACCGCCGUCUUCCAUCCACCUCCUCCCAACUCCAGAUCACCACCACCGUCCCCCAAUCUCCGGAUCACCGCCGUCUUCCAUCCACCUCCUCCCAACUCCAGAUCACCACCACCGUCCCCCAAUCUCCGGAUCACCGCCGUCUUCCAUCCACCUCCUCCCAACUCCGGAUCACCACCGCCGUCUUCCAUCCACCACCUCCCAACUCCGGAUCACCACCACCGUCCCCCCAUCUCCGGAUCACCACCGCUGUCUUCCAUCCACCUCCUCCCAACUCCGGAUCACCACCACCAUCCCCCCAUCUCCGGAUCACCACCGCCGUCUUCCAUCCACCUCCUCCCAUCUCCGGAUCACCACCGCUGUUCUGA